AUGGCUCGAUUAACAGCCGAUGAAUACGUGGACUCAUCAAAAGUCAUCCUCGAAAACGAAGCUCGCAAUACUGUACAAAACUUUCUCUACGGCUUCGAAAUCAUCGCGCGCCUCUUCCAGGGCCCAACAAUCGUCCGGAUCGUCACAUCAGACUAUCACGCUGCUAGAACAUUCUACGUCGCGCAUUCUGUUUUAAAAAGCAUGGACUUGCCAAGAUUUAAACUCGAAAUCAUCUCCGCCUUUACACACGACGAAGUCUACAGAAACGAAAAGUUCACCGGAGAAUUCGAAAAGCUACCCAGUACGGUCGGUUAUCUCCUCAAAAAAUAUCAAUUAAAACCGCUGCCGCAAAAUUAUUUUCUUACUGCCUUGUCGAUGAUGGAGAAAAAAUAA
Oikopleura dioica is the source of this 393-nucleotide messenger RNA. Lineage: Eukaryota; Metazoa; Chordata; Appendicularia; Copelata; Oikopleuridae. The record is from the annotation of a GenBank genome assembly.